Molecule: messenger RNA, 3808 nt
Organism: Dama dama (fallow deer)
Lineage: Eukaryota; Metazoa; Chordata; Mammalia; Artiodactyla; Cervidae
Gene: TNFRSF1B
Product: TNF receptor superfamily member 1B
Exons: 10
Coding region: 62-1444 (460 amino acids)
Biological process (GO): extrinsic apoptotic signaling pathway; positive regulation of oligodendrocyte differentiation; regulation of T cell cytokine production
Cellular component (GO): membrane
Molecular function (GO): tumor necrosis factor binding; tumor necrosis factor receptor activity
Source: RefSeq, a predicted model, not a curated record
AGGCAGCGGAGCGGGACCCGAGGCGCAAGGGCGCGAGGGGUUGGCCAACCCGCCGGCACCUAUGGCGCCCACCGCCUUCUGGGCCGCGCUGGCGGUCGGUCUGCAGUUCUGGGCCGCGGGCCGCGCGGUGCCCGCCCAGGCUGGGUUUACCCCCUACAUCCCGGAGCCCGGAAGCUCAUGCCGGCAGCAAGAAUUCUACAACCAAAAGAUCCAGAUGUGCUGCAGCAAAUGUCCACCAGGCUUCCGUGUACAGUCUUCAUGCAACACGACCUCAGACACUGUAUGUGCCUCCUGUGAGAGCAGCACAUACACCCAGCUCUGGAACCUGGUCACUGCGUGCUUUAGCUGUAACUCGCGCUGCAGCUCUGACCAGGUGGAAACUCAAGCCUGCACAACGAAACAGAAUCGCAUCUGCACCUGCAGGCCAGGCUGGUACUGCACCCUGGGGAGGCAGGAGGGCUGCCGGCUGUGUGUAGCGCUGCGCAAAUGUGCCCCUGGCUUCGGCGUGGCCAAACCAGGAACUGCAACAACAAAUGUGAUGUGCGCUCCCUGUGGCCCGGGGACGUUCUCGGACACAACAUCACACACGGAUACCUGCAGGCCUCACCGGAACUGUAGUUCUGUGGCCAUUCCUGGUACCGCAUCGACAGAUGCAGUCUGCACCUCUGUGGUCCCCACCCGGAAGGUGGCCCGGGGCCCAGCCACCACAAGAUCCCAGCGCAUGGAGCCGACUCCAGGGUCCAGCACAGCUCCAAGCACCUUCUUCCUCCUCCCAAAAGUCCCAAGUCCUCCAAGUUCCCCAGUGGAACAGCCCAACACAGGGAACAUCUCUCUUCCCAUUGGACUGAUUGUGGGUGUGACAGCAUUGGGUCUGCUACUGAUAGUUGUCGUGAACUGUGUCAUCAUGACCCAGAAAAAAAAGAAACCCUUCUGCCUGCAAGGAGACGCCAAGGUGCCUCACCUGCCCGCCAACAAGGCCCAAGGUGCCCCAGGCCCUGAGCAACAGCACCUGCUGACCACGGCGCCAAGCUCCAGCAGCAGCUCCCUGGAGAGCUCGACCAGCACCACGGACAAGAAGGCGCCCAUCAGGUCUCAGCUGCAGGCGCCAGGCGUGGAGAAGGCCAGCAUGACCGGGGAGGCUCGGACCAGCUGCGGCAGCUCAGCAGAGGCAUCCUCUGGUGGCCAUGGGACCCAGGUCAACGUCACCUGCAUCGUCAAUGUUUGCAGCAGCCCUGAUCACAGCUCGCAGUGCCCCUCCCAGGCCGGCUCCACGAAGGACACAGACACCAGCACCCCCAACUCCCCGAAAGAGGAGCAGGUCCCCUUCUCCAAGGAGGAAAGCCCCUUUCAGUCCCAGCUGGGGGCUCCAGAGACUCUGCUGCAGGGCCUGGAGGAGAAGCCCCUGCCGCUCGGCGUGCCUGAUGCAGGAAUGAAGCCCAGUUAACCCGGCUGGUCGUGGGCUGUGUCACCGCUGAGGGGGGGCCAACCUCUGGUGCUUCUCCGCCCCUCCCCUCCCCCAGGACUCUGGCUCUUUCUGAGCCAGAUUCCUUUGUGCACAGCCUCAGCCUUCCUCUCACCUGCAGGCAGAAGAAUGAGGCGGGGAGAGUCAUGAUGUGUCCUGUCUUGGUGUGUGUCUAACUUGGAAGGCUGGCGGACACAAAUGUGCUGGACAGCCUGGGACAAGCCCUUGCCUCUCUGAGAGCUGCCCCCCAGCCGGUCCUGCAGUCUUGGCUUCUGGAGCCCUUGUGGUUUUGGGGUUUUAUUAUUAUUAUUUUUUAAUCCCUGGACUCUACUCAGCUCUGGCUUCUUGUCAGGGAGGAAGGAUGCUGUGUGUAUCAGUGGAGAGAGAUAGUGGAGAAAGACAGGACUUUAGCCUGAAUGGGAGACUGCAGGAUGGUCCCAGUGAGGGUGGGCAGGUGUCAUUAAGUCAGAUGGUUCUAUGCGGGGAGAGGGUGGCAACCCCUAUAAGGGUCCCCCAGGUUAGCUCAGGACCCUGGGCAGCACCACCUCCAAAUCCACUCCUGCUAUCUCAAUCUCAUACCAUGGGCUAAAAACUGGAUGCCCAGAGGGCCCGGGCAGGCAGCCUUCUCAAUGAGUGCUGUGACCUGGUUAAGAUGCCAAAUCUCUAACUGGAAAUCUUCUAGUUUAAACUUGUGGCAAUUAAAAAAAAGAAAAAAGCACCAUGGUGCAGACAGACAAGCCACAGUGUAACAAAGCCAGACUCAAGAGUUUGCAUCCUCUGCCUUUGACCUUCACUCCCAUUUACCCACAGUGCCAGCUUCCCCUCCCCUACUGUUUGGUGUGGGACUCCAAGGCCACACCUUUUCCUAUCAGGGAAUUUCAGGAACUGGAGAUGACUGAGGCCCUGCAGCCAUCUCCUCCUACCUCAGCCUGGACCUUCCUCUUUUGCCUCCCAAAGGGGUGUACCUGUUUCUCUCGACGCCCCCUCCUGCUGCGCCUGAAGUCCCAGGUCCCAGUGGAGCCUCAGAGCCACUGUGCCCACCAAGAUCCUGGGUGGACAUAAGAUGCUGAGAGCUGGUCUUGUGUCUGUGUGUCUGUGUUGUAUAUUGUGGUUCCGUGUGGCCUGUGUUGUCAGGUCAAAUGACCUUCCGGAAACUGAAGUGCUGAAGCCAGCACUUGGGCUGACGGAUUCUUCCCCAUUAAGGAGUCCCCCCACUCCCCAAAAUAUAUGCCCAGGCCCUGCAGACGAUGGAUAAGUGAGGCCUUAGCCAGAUUCUGGAAGGCAGGGGGAUGGGGGCCUCCUUGAGAGGACAGCUGGAUCCCAUAUUACUUGGAUCCCUUGUUGAAAAAUUCCAUUGAGCUUGAACUUGGCAGCUGAACUUUUAGAGGGUAGAAGAAGCCCAGCCAUUACCCUGGAGUGAAGAAAGGCUUCCCACGCUGGGAUCAAGAUGUCCCCGUGCCUGGACUGGCGAGUCUCCAACCGCGUUGGACCCUUUACGGCCGUGGAGCACUUCUGCCCCCUGGUGGACUAUUCUGGGAGGACCUUAGACUUCCUUGCUGUCACCCCCACAGAAUGGGGAUGAAUUAGGAGACUCUGGGUGUGGCUUCAUUUUGUUACCAGAGAGGCCGCUAGACCCUUGGUCAAAACCCAUUGACCCCCCUCCCUGGAACAGGAACUCACAUAAACCUUUAAGUCACAGGAUUGGAACACGAAGAAAGAAACUAUAGGCAGAGAAAAAUAAAAACUGGAUAGAACCAGCUGAAACCAAGAUGGAGAUGCAUCUGACCUCCAGCAGACCCCGAGUCUCAGUUGACACUGAUUUUACUACAUUAGCUACUCAAUGACAUACCUACCGGUCGCCGUGACCAGGAAUCACUGACCAAAAAAGGACAGAAAAGAGGUGGCACCCCAUUUCUAGGAAAAUCCUGCCUCUUUCCCAGAAAACGAGAGCAUUUGCCUACCCAUCAUCCCUCGCACUCUUCCCCCCAUUGUUCUUAAUAGCAAAUCUGGCUCCCCAUUAAGGCGAGAAGUUUGUUUAUGAACGGUUAGUAAGUUCCCACUUCUCCAUUCUCUGACCAAUGAGUAAAGCUUAUGCUGCUGUACUCUCAGUUUCCAUUUUGGGUUUGGUUGUGUGAACUCAAACAGAAAAAGAACCUUCUCUGCCAAGGUAGGGGCUUUGGCCAGGCCAGGGCCCACGUUCUGGGGGGAGUCCGUUUGACCUAACUGAUAACAGUUUUCCCAGCUUGUGGGCUUGUGUUGAUCCCAAGGACAAGGAGAGUUUGCACUGUAUGUAUCCUGACAGCAUUCCUGCUUAUGAAUAAACCUUUUAUUUGUUUUUUACUUUGA